GGAAGGGGCGGUCUCGUGCGCGGAAGCGGGGAAACAAACUGCAAAGCUCCAGGAAUCGGAAUGGCCGUCAUGCUGCCGGCUGACUGCGCCCGUCGGCUGGUGUCUGAGCUUCAGGGUGCGCUGGACGUCUGCGCAGAGCGACAGCGGCAACUGGAGCAAAGCCUACGCGUCUCCCGGCGGCUGCUGCAGGCCUGGGAACCAGCAGGGACCACAGCUGUGGAGCCACCUCCUGGGUCAGAAACUAAAAAAGAGGAUCCUUCUCCAGCAUGCACAUCAAACCCCCAAGACCUCAAGGAGAUGGAGCUUCUGACCCAAGCACUGGAGAAGGCAAUACGGGUGCGGAAAGGCAUCUCUAAAUCUGGAGAAAGAGGCAGAACCCCCAGCCUGAAAUCUGGGUCCAUUGCUAUAUCUUCUGGCACCACUGCCUCUGCCCUACCCCAGUCCUCCAGCCGGGCUGCCCACUAUUCUUCAAGGACAAGACCCAUGAAGGGUAUCCAUCAGACUACGGUGCCUACCAAGGGUCACGCUGAGCACAGGCUUCCAUUGGUGAGAAACAGGUCUCAUGUGGGGCUAGGAGCCCAAGCCACCAGGCUUGAAUUGAACCAUGGGAAAAAAAUGACCCUGUCACCUGCUCAUCAUACAGCAGAAACCUUCACACUCAAGGAGAAGGGCUGGCCAACUGCAGCAGGUGGCUGGGAUGGUACCAGGUUUGACAUGCUGGAGGCUGACCUGCCAUCUCCACCAGCUACCCUUUUAUUUACCCAGCCCAGGGGCUCCAGGACCCUGCUAAAGCUGCCCUUGGCCUUCAGGAAGGCGGCUUCCCGGAAUUCCUGCCUAUGGACCCAGCUCAACUCCACACAAACCAAUGAUUCCACAGAUGCCACCAGUGCUGCCAAAACCCAGUUCCUUCAGAAAAUGCAGAUAUCUUCAAGCACAUCCAGCUCCAAGUUCAGUGCCGUGGAGAUAGAGAUGGAGACCCAACGCCUGCAGAAAGCCUGUGCACUACUUAGACGACGCAUGCAAGAAGAGCUCUCAGCAGCCCCUGUAGACUGGAUGCAGGAGUACCAAUGCCUGCUCAUUCUGGAGGGGCUGCAGACCAUGGCUCAGCAGUAUCUCCAUAAGGUGCAGGAACUCUGUACAGCUCUGACAGAACAGUUACCAGGAUCUAAUCUCAUGGGGAGGCCUCUCCAGGCCUCAUUACCCUCUGGCGGUCAUGUAUGUACUUCUUGGGGCCCCCAGCUCCUUCUCUACUCCAGCACUCAACAGCUGAAGACCCUGGGAACUCUCAGGCUGCGGGUAGCCAUGCUGGAGCAGCAGAUCCACCUAGAAAAGGACCUACUGGGGUGACAUGAAUAACUAAGCACCCCUAACCUGCUGUGAAGGGCCCCACAUACACUGCACACCCUGGAUGUGUAGUGCCUUAGGAGAAAGGAAGACUGGAAUAUGGAAAUUUGUCCCAGGAUUUCCUGCCUGUUGGAGUUCUGGGAUAGCAGCUAAAACAGGUCCCUACUAAGACCAUGGCAUUAUACUGCUCCCAGGUUCUGAUGGCUGAACUCCUUCCCAUUGUGAGCACCCAGGAGCCACAGGGCCAACCCUGGCUGGCUCUGUGCCGAGCUGCCCAUAGCCUGCUCUGCGAGGGAGGUGAGCGCUUCCUCACAGUCCUGCGAGAAGAUCCUGCAGACUGAUCCUACAGCCCAGGUCUUGGCAUCCUGGGGCAAGGAAACCUUUCAGAAAGAGCCUUCUCCUGGAUGGAGUAAAGGGAACUGGGGGUGAGGAGAAUUUCAACCCCCCUGUAUCUCACUGUGUAUCCAAGGUGGAGUAAGUGGGCUGCCUUAUGUCUUCUCAUUGUGGCCAAACCUGCUGGUCAGGGCUCAGAUUUCUGCCUCUCUGGGACCUAGCAGCUGAGAUGUGGGGAUGGAGGGUUUUGUCUGUUUUCUCACUGUAGAUCUAAGAACUGGUUUUAUAUUAAAACUACUACUUUAGGAAGUAUAUCUAUUUAAGUCAUACCAAA
Messenger RNA from Cavia porcellus (domestic guinea pig), 2011 nucleotides. It is a transcript of the gene Tedc2, whose product is annotated as tubulin epsilon and delta complex 2. Bases 61 to 1347 code for a protein of 428 amino acids. The record is from RefSeq and is a predicted model, not a curated record. Lineage: Eukaryota; Metazoa; Chordata; Mammalia; Rodentia; Caviidae. The transcript is spliced from 11 exons.